This is a messenger RNA of Varroa destructor (honeybee mite), 1878 nucleotides long. It is a transcript of the gene ppan, whose product is annotated as Brix domain-containing protein peter pan. NCBI's taxonomy places the organism in Eukaryota, Metazoa, Arthropoda, Arachnida, Mesostigmata, Varroidae. Gene Ontology annotation, molecular function: rRNA binding. Gene Ontology annotation, biological process: rRNA processing; ribosomal large subunit assembly. The record is from RefSeq and is a predicted model, not a curated record. Gene Ontology annotation, cellular component: preribosome, large subunit precursor.
UAUGUUACAUCAAAGCUGUAUGCUCGUAGACCAACAAACUGACGAAGCGAUGAUCCCGCGAUUAACAAUCGGCGAGUCAUCAGUUUGUUUUCAAAAGUGGUCCGCCGUCUGCUGUUGUGUUUACGGCCCGCAUGCCUACGCAAUAUUGUGAUUGGUUUCUACAAGCCACAGCGUGUUCGAGAAGAAGUGUGAUACACGAUUCUUAGUCUUAUUAGGUUUUUUUGAACGCUGACGUUCGUGUGGUGAUGUUGGGAAUGCUUUCCGAGUCUAGUCUAGUGCUACUCUAGAUUUGUCGCACCCUUAUAUAUUUACGAGAAGUGGUAAACAAAAAGAUACGAAAAUGGUCCAACGUAUCGCUAGCCAACGGCCUCGGAGCGGCAGGUAUUUCACCGAUGAGCAGCUGCACACAAAAGAUAGCAAUGAGGCAACCCACCUAGUUAGAGCUCCACACACGUUUGUGAUCACUCAAGGCAAAACAGACAAAGUAGAACGGGAGUUAUGUGCUGACCUGCGAAAAAUUAUGGAACCGUUCACCGCUGCGAAGCUUCGAACCAAACGCAAAAAUACGCUGCGCGAUUUUGUCGCUAUGGCUGGAUUUUUCCAUGUCACUCAUAUGCUGGUGCUGAACAAAACUGUUGGUGGUAAGAUGUACCUCCGUGUUACCAACCUGCCACGAGGUCCCACGCUAACUUUUGAGGUUCAGGGAUUCACAACGGCGGGGCUCGUACGAAAACAGCUUAAAAAAGUCGUUCAAAUGGCCAAUCAACACAUGACGAGUCCAUUGUUGGUGCAGAGCAACUUCAACGGCGAAGGCAUGCACUUCAAACUUAUGUCAACAAUGUUCCAAAAUAUGUUGCCCAGUAUCAAUAUUAACCGGGUGAACCUGAACAGCCUUAAGCGUUGCUUACUAAUACACUAUAACGAGGGUCGAGACGUGAUCGAAUGGCGUCACUAUUCAGUUAAGGUUGCUCCCACGGGUAUCGUUAAGGCUGCAAAGAAGCUCGUUGAACGAAAAGUACCCAACCUAGGUGACCUAAAAGACAUAUCCGAUUUUGUUGAUAAUCCUGGUGGAUCCGAAUCGGAAGCCGAGGAACUGUGCGCCGGAACGAACCGAGUCAAAUGUCCUGAUGAAGUACGUUCACGAGGAAAUAUCCCCGGCCAGCAGAGCACUCUCCGGCUCUACGAACUAGGGCCACGUAUGACAUUGAAGCUUGUGCGAAUCGAGGAGGGCUUAUGUAGUGGCAGGAUGUUGUACGGCGCUAAUAACGAUGUACCAAAUUUACCUCAGUAUCAGACAAAGCCGGAUGAAAUAGCCCCAGUGCCAAAAAAGCGCAAGAGGCCAGAGAAGGAAAAAAAGAAACGCACGCCCCAAGAGAAGCAUGCUGCUAAGAUGCAACGCAGAGCUGAACGUCGCGCCGCCGAGGCGAAAUUAGGCGGGGGUGACGACAACAACAUGGGCGACGGACCCCCUGCUAAAAGGACUAAGGUAUCCGGAUUUGUUACCUCCAAAGAAAGGACGUCUCAAGGAUUGCAAAACAAAGGAGCUGUCAAGAAACCCUCUGGCAAAACAAGUGGAAGCGGUGUCAGGGCAACAACCUCGAAGAAGGUUGUUCACUUUAAUACUCCAGGCGCAUAUAAGAAACCUCUCGGCAUCGUGAGGGGUUUUGCAAAAAGCAAACAAGCUUGCCGUGGAGGUACUAAAGGAGGUCGAAAGUCUUAAAGGCAGAUUGAGUAUACUGAAGCCCGUAUUGUGUAAAGCUACAAAGCACAAUACUAACAUUGCCACUAUAUGUACAUUAGUGAAAAGCAUAUGUGUAGUUAUAUAAUGAUAUGAUUGUUAAUCCCGAGUAUAAAUAAAUAUGUUAGCGUCUCAUUUUA